Molecule: messenger RNA, 5699 nt
Organism: Rhinolophus ferrumequinum (greater horseshoe bat)
Lineage: Eukaryota; Metazoa; Chordata; Mammalia; Chiroptera; Rhinolophidae
Gene: CNST
Product: consortin, connexin sorting protein
Exons: 12
Coding region: 269-2443 (724 amino acids)
Biological process (GO): positive regulation of Golgi to plasma membrane protein transport
Cellular component (GO): trans-Golgi network; plasma membrane; transport vesicle
Molecular function (GO): connexin binding
Source: RefSeq, a predicted model, not a curated record
AGGGGUGCGCAGAGAGAGGCGGGGCGGGAAGGCAGAGGUGUCUGCUCCACACGAGCCGCGGGAGACCCGAGCAAGCUCCGUGACAGCUCGUCGGCCGCCAUGUCAGCGAGUGGGGCUGGAAACAGCCUCGGCGCCCAGCGGUAGCCCUCCUUUCGCCUGCAAUUCCCAGUAAAUGAUUCAUGGCCUGCUAGAAGAAAGAAAGUCGGUCUCCACAACAGACAUGGAAGGACUUGAAUGAAACUUACAUGGUUCAACAAAAGAUGCUCUAAUGGAUGAUGGUGAAACUCCUACAUGUAAUCCGCAGAUAGAACCACAAGAUGGGUGUCAUCCUGGUGACUGUGUGGAAAGGAUGGUAACAUGCUUGCCUUCUGCCUCCGACGAAAAUGAAAACCAGCUUGAAGGGGAUGGGCGUGAGCCUCUGACCAGCAGUGGCCGUGCCAUGGGCAAGCCUGAAGUGUCUGAGCAGGACAGUCUCAACAAUAAUGAAAGCUGCACGCUGAGCUGCGAGGUGGCCGCAGGUGAGAACCUAGAAAACCCUCCUUGUGCAGACCCCGGGGGUGAACAAGACUUCUUGGGAAAGGACAGAAGAAUACCUGGAAAAAGAAGUUCUAGAUGCAAAAGAGGCACUGCUAAGAAGAUACCACAAGGGCUUUCUUCAGAAGAUUCCCCACCUUUAAUGCAAGAAACUGUAGUAGGUGCAGCUGCACGUGCUGUUGGUGAUGGAGCGUCUGCUGAAGGGAACGCCAACGACCCGCCGGAAGCCCCGAAGCUGGCUCUGCAGUCUCUGUUCUCACUGAUCCGAGGUGAAGUGGAGGAGUUGGACUCAACAGCCCUUCCUCUUUGCCUUCAUCAGAUAGCAGAGUCCUAUUUCCAGGAGGAAGACUAUGAGAAAGCAAUGAAGUUCAUUCAGCUUGAACGACUGUAUCAUGAGCAAUUGCUCGCAAAUCUUUCUUCCAUUCAAGAACAAUGGGAAACAAAAUGGAAAACUGUACAACCACAUACAGUUACGUCUGUAAGGAAUUCAGAAAAAGGAUUUAAUGGUGAAGAUUUUGAACAGCUUACUAAAUUUUGCACAACACAUCAAGAUCCCCUAUUAUCUAAACAUAAGAUAGCUGCUGUAGAAAAAUCCCUGGGGAGGAAAUGUUUUACGCAGUUAAUAGCAUCUGAAGAUCUGAAGGAAAGUGGAGUUACAGACAAAGAUCCGGAGAGCGAAACUUGUCUUGGCCUGGAACCAAGUAAAGAGAGCCAACGUAAAGAGGAGACUCCCGAGAGCAAUCCCUGCUGUAAUCAGAUGGCCGGCCAGGCCGACCCCCCCAGCCUUCUGGUAACUGCAGGGAGGGGCCACACGGCGGAGCCACUCGGCAGCGCUGAAGCCACCAGGGAGCUCCACGCCCAGCCCUCCGAGACAGCGGGGAGCAGCAGGUCUGGGGAGCCACACUCUUCAGAGAAUGCUUGUGAGGGUGGCGGCUGCCUGCAGCUGGCUCACACAGGGGUCUGCCAAGGUGUGACCGAAUUAGAGGGCGCUGCGCAAGACCCUGAGGUGUUAUUUUCCAGCGAGUCAACGACUGAGCCGUUGAUUUUACCGGGCCCUGAUCAUAUACCUCCUGCCUUGAUUUCUGAGGGUAAAUGUUCACAGACUCAAAGAAAGGAACUCCAGUUGCCACUUCAGGAUGCUGCUGAGGCGUUGCCCACAGACCAACUUGAGAACAAUGAAUUAGAUGAGCUGCAGCAACCUGAUCUCACGGGCACUGAUGGAAAAUCACCGCAGGGGCAGACUGACCCCAAGGGCUCUGCGAGUGUACUUCGUGAAAAUAAUAAAGUCUCUGACUUAAGUACAGCGCUUCCAGAGGUGUCUAUGGCCCCAGAGGAAAAGGGAGGUAAGGAGGAACGCGUCAAUAAAGAAACAGAAGACUAUUUGCACAGCCUUUUAGAAGGAUGCUUAAAAGAUACUGAAGAGUCCGUUUCAUGUGAAGAGGAAGACUCAGAUCUCCUUCAGGAUCUUUCUCCUGAUGAAGCAUCCUAUACUCUCCAGGAGAACCUGCCUUCCGAUGACAGCUGUCUCUCUCUCGAUGAUCUUGCAAAAAGGAUAGAGAUUGCAGAGGUUGCUCCUGCUGAAGGGUUGGUCUCUAUAUUAAAGAAGAGGAAUGAUACCGGAGGAGAUCACCCUGCCCAGAUGCAACAGAAACCAUCUAAGCGAAGAGUACGAUUCCAAGAAAUAGACGAUACCUUAGAUCAAGAUGAAGUUGGAGGUGGUUCCUGUAUUUUAUUGGUCUUGCUGUGCAUAGCUACGGUUUUCCUUAGUGUUGGAGGAACUGCAUUAUACUGCACUUUUGGUGACAUGGAGUCCCCUGUUUGUACGGACUUUGCAGACAACGUGGACUUCUAUUACUCUAAGUUACUGCAGGGAAUGGCAGAACUUAAACACUGGAUCUACCUCUCCUAGCAGCAUUCAAGAGGGACAGGCCUGCUGGCAGUGAGAAUCAAAGAGUGAAACUCAUAAACAGCUUUUAUUUUAGGAGUUGUAUAAUGGUUGUGUCCCGAAGGGGACAGCCCCAGUGAGGAACCAUGGACAUCGAAUACAGCAACUUUAAAUGGCAGUCCAGAGGAACUCUUAGAAUAAUCCAUGUCGUGAAGCAGAUGUUGAUCUGAACAUUGUAGAAGGAAGGAAUGGCCUUGGGGAGCGGGUCCAUAUCCUCCUUGCUGCCUCUUACACUGAGCAAAAUUAAACAGGGCAGUGUCGGAGCAGCACCAUUUUUAGCUUCCUUGGCAAGCUGACGGUUAAAGGACACUUUUGGUUCACACUUGUUUGUCCAAAGACAUUGCUUCCAGGCAUCACGCAAUAAGUUUGUGUGUAAACCAAAAGGAGUUACCUAUGGUUUCAGUGUCUCUUUUUAGUUAACCUUGGGAGAUACGUGAUUCAGACUUUGUACGUUAUUUCCAGGUUCCGUUCUCCAUUUGUGAAACGGUUGUGUGUGUGUGUGUGUGUGUUUGCGUGUGUGAAUGCACAUGUGUUUUUAGACAGUUAAUCAUAAGCAAAUACCCAACGCAGAAUAACAAAAAUUAUUUUUAUUCUUUUAACUUGACUAUAGACGUGCAGGCACAAAUCUUCAAAGAAGGCUUAACUGUGGAACAGGUGAAUGAUAGAAAACUUGGCCCUGAAGUGAGAAACUAUAUGACAGAUCUGUGACAAAUAACUUGAUUAACUAGCCAGAAAUUAAUCACAGGCCUGACGAGAGGUAAAAUUAAAGAGCUCCCUCUGAGUCUCACGCAACCAGUUUCAUCGUGGAUUCAGUGCUUCCUGAAGCAUGAUGAACAUUGGACUCAACACAAUUCAGCGAACACUCGUUGAGCACCUGUUAUGUUCUGAGACUCUAAGAACACACAUAAAUAUCAGUUCCUGCUCUAGAUGUUUUAAUUUUGGUCUUAUGUAAAAAAGAAAAAAAAAUGAAUACUUUGGCAAAUGAAAUUAAAUCAUCAUAUAUGAUUCAGUAUUAACAGAUCAUGCAUUCAGAUGUUUGAAGGUGUGUUCAUAUCAUGGACCGAUUUAGACCUAUUAUGGGUCAUUGAGCGAAAAUUCAUUCAUGUCUUAAAUAGGCAAAUGUCUGUUUUUGUUUAAAUCUGUCAGUUAGGGGGCAUUUUCUCUUCUAAGGCCUAACAUUUAGGAAGCCUUGCUUUCACUUUUUAUAUCAUAGGCAGCAUUUAAAAAAAAAAAGAAAAGAAAAAAGAAAAACGUGAAUUACAGUUUUUUUAGCAAGUGAUCAUUAUUUCAUGUUUUUCUGUUAGGAUCAUUUUAAAGAAAAAGGGAGAAAUUACUUUCUGUUGUUACUGGCUGGUACAGUGCCUCUUUGUGUUGCUGCUUAUUUAUUUAGAUUAUAUGAAUUUUAAAGGGCUUUUAUAUAAGUUGAAAGGUGUCAUUGAGCAUGCAUUCAGUUAUCCCAAUGUAGAUAUUUAAUUACCAUGUACUUAGUAUUCUAUUGAUUUGUCUAUAAUUUCAGUUCUUGUGUUUUUAGAUUUGUUUAUUUUUAAAUUGAUGUUUUAUUUUCACUUACAAUACUGUUUGAUUUGUCUCUAUCAUGUCACCAUAAACUAAUAUUUUCAAGGAUUAUAGAUCAAAGAUAUUUAUUUAGAAGUGUACAAAUACUGAAAUUUAGAUUCCUUAUACUUAAGGCUGAUUUUAUUAGAAGAUUAUUUUAAUGUUCUAUUAUAAAUUUUAAGAAUUUGUAUUCAAAUUGUAUGUAAAAUAUGUCAAAUGUUGACGGUACUAUCUUAUGUGGUUCUAUAAAAGACAUUCACAAACUCUACUGUGAGGGCAUCCCCACCACAGGUAACCCUCUUCUGUUUUACCCUCUUGAUUUGGUGAUGCUGAUUUUUGCCAGUUUUAUGGUCAAGAUAAGUCAAAACUUCCCUCCUGUUCUCUUUUAGGUCACUUUCGAAGCCCUAAAUAAUCUGUAGUGUCACAUUUCUCUAAAGGCCACCAGGGCCAUUAUUUCUGAAACUGAAGAUUUCUUAGGGAACUUCACACUGAGAUGAAAGGGGUGAGAUAAUACCUGGGUCUUCAAAGGCCCAGUUGACUCUCAGGAGAAUCAUGUAUGUUCUCACCACUUCCCAGGGAGGGUGAGGGGAAUUCAGGAGCAUAUUGAUGUCUUGACUUAAAAUAGGCAUGAAAAUCUCAACUAGAAAAAUUAGGGCAACUUAAAAAAAAAAAAUGUAAUCGUCGUUUAUUGCAUGAAUUGGAGUAAUUACAUCUGGUAAUGAAAGAAUUAUUAUCUCACUCAUAAAAAUUCGUCCAGUUUUACUAUACUGUAAUUCUUUCUGUCAUUCGAAAGUACUGACAACUGUUUGUAACUAAUCUUCCGUAAGAACUGUAUUUGAGGGUAACAGACCAACCUUGUAAUUUAAAGUCUACACCAACAAAGUGUCUCAGAGAGUUUAUUUGAACCUAGGGCGCUGAGAAAAAAAAUUGCUUUACAGUGAAAGUAAAACACCUUCAGAAGCUGGUCUGGCCCCACAAGCAGAUGGCUCUCUAUUUGGGGAAGUCUAAUAGGUACCUUGGUAAAGGCUCCCUCUGUUCCUAAAACACCUCCCCUACCUGCCUGACACAGAAACUGGCGUUUGCUCUAAAAAUUCCUUUAGAUUUAAAAAUCAGAAUCCUCUGGGAGGUUUAUUGAACUGUGAAUUUAUGUAUUCUGCCUAGAGGAUUGGAAAUUUGAAGAUAGGCCUUAUUUUGAAAGGACAGGCAUAGAUUGGGUAUUGCUGGAGUGGUAGGCGGAUGGGAGAUGGGAGGAUGGAGAAGCGGUAGGAACUGAGAAGUGAGAAGGAAAGUGAGAAGAGAACAAAGAAAUCCUUUAGCUAUUAACCUGUUUUGCCGAAGCUGGCUUUGUGGCAUUUACUCCAAAUCUAGGGACAGUGAAUUUUUUGUGUUCCUACUGACAUGACCCAUAUAACUUCAUUUCUGUGGGCUCAAUGAAUAUUAAUAUUAGUCCGUCCUUGUAUACUUCUUUCUGCAGUGUAAUAGUGUUUUCACAUUUAUUUAUUUGAUGCUUAAAUCAGUAAACACACAUUCCUUCGAGUCCGGAUCUUUUAGCUCCCAAAUACGGUAGUAUACUUUCCAGUCUAACAUGUUGCCUCCGUCCUCAAAAAGAGUAGAUGUGAUCCAGUGUUCAUGGCACAAAUUCUAGUACUGUCUGCUAUUUUUUUUU